AUGGUGACAAUAUUCUUCGUGAUUUCGGGCUAUGUGCUCUCCUAUAAACCACUGAGGCUGAUCCGAACUCAUUCGUGGGAGAAGGCUUUCCACACGCUCGCAUCUUCUACAUUCAGGCGUGUACUACGCCUUUAUAUCCCUUCUAUUGCGGGAAUUUUCUGCGUGCUCAUCGCUGUUCGCCUGGGCUUCUAUCACUAUGCGACCUGGGUUCGUGAUGAGGGCCAUACUAUCCUCGGUACCAACGAACAGCACCCCCCUUAUUUCAAAUCUUUCGUCGAACAGUUUAAGGACUGGUAUCUCACUGUAGCCCAUCUGCUAGAUCCCUGGAACUGGAACACUUAUUACAAUUUCUACAAUCCCCAUCUGUGGACCAUCCCGGUCGAAUUCCGAUGUUCAUUGUCUCUCUUCCUGACCAUCGUUUGCGUUUCUCGAUUCAGAACCUGGAUUCGUUUAACGCUCGUGUCUUGCCUCAUCUAUUACUGUAUACGAUGGGGACGAUGGGACGUCGUGCUGUUUUUGUCGGGCAUGCUUAUGGCUGAGGUGGACUUAAUCCAUGGCAUCUGGGAGGACCCCCGUCCAACUCCUCUACCUUCCUCCCGUUCCAUCCCCCUCCUACACCUGCACAAACAUGAAUAUCCUCGUGGUAACGACAAUGUCAUCGACCACACCCGUUCCUCCAAUACCCACGACAUCGAAAAUACCCCAUAUCCUACCCCCACCAUGGGCAACUCUAGCCACCACCGACAGGGCUCCCACCGUCUCCUCUGGCUCAGCGUCUUUACCGUAGGCCUCUUCAUCGGCUCAUCCCCCAACAACUCUCCCCAAUCGACACCCUUCUACCGCACCCUAGCUUCAAUCCUAACCCCCAGCACUUACCCCGAGGGUCACCGCUUCCUCCAAUCCCUAGGUGCGGUAAUAAUCAUCUGCAGCAUAAAUCGCUCGCCGGACCUUCAAAAGGUCUUCACGAAUGCGUUGGCACAGUACCUAGGCAGGAUAUCAUACGCAUUCUACAUCGUUCACGGGCCCAUCUUGCACUCGCUGGGCUAUUCGCUGAUGCCAAACAUAUGGGCGCUCACCGGCAAGGAGACGAAUGCGCAGUAUUGUUUCGGAUUUGCGAUUGGAUGGCUGAUAUGUUUGCCUGUGUCUAUCUGGGUGGCGGAUAUGUUUUGGCGAGGCGUAGAUGCGCCAACCGUUAGGUUUUCGAGGUGGGUGGAAAAGUGUUUUUUGGUAGCUGGUUUAUAG
Histoplasma mississippiense is the source of this 1242-nucleotide messenger RNA. RefSeq lists its product as hypothetical. Bases 1 to 1242 code for a protein of 413 amino acids. Gene Ontology annotation, cellular component: membrane. The record is from RefSeq and is a predicted model, not a curated record. Gene Ontology annotation, molecular function: acyltransferase activity, transferring groups other than amino-acyl groups. NCBI's taxonomy places the organism in Eukaryota, Fungi, Ascomycota, Eurotiomycetes, Onygenales, Ajellomycetaceae. The transcript has a single exon. Gene Ontology annotation, biological process: polysaccharide biosynthetic process.